Oncorhynchus kisutch (coho salmon) is the source of this 1421-nucleotide messenger RNA. RefSeq names its product CMRF35-like molecule 5. Gene Ontology annotation, cellular component: plasma membrane. Gene Ontology annotation, molecular function: transmembrane signaling receptor activity. The transcript has 6 exons. The record is from RefSeq and is a predicted model, not a curated record. Lineage: Eukaryota; Metazoa; Chordata; Actinopteri; Salmoniformes; Salmonidae. The coding region runs from base 93 to 905 and encodes 270 amino acids.
ACUAGGAGGAAGUAGGAGUAAUCUGAAGGUGAGAGACUGGAGACAGCAACUUAAUGAAGUCAGUAUAGACAAACAGAGAACAGCAGUUCAUCAUGACAAGUCUUCGAAGAGUGUUCUUUAGCCUAUCUGCUGCUCUGUGGAGUGUAUCUAUUGCAGAUGAGAUCGUAGUAUCAGGAUAUGAGGGAGGAGAAGCAGAGAUCAGUUGCUCCUAUGGCCAUGGGUAUGAGAAUUACAAAAAGUACCUCUGUAAUAGGGGCUGUGACAACUCUGAUAUUGUCAUUGAAACUCAAUUGGGAGUUCACCACACUAAGAAAGGCAGCUUUUCUCUGCAUGAUGACAUAAAGAGAAGAGUCUUCACUGUGAAUGUCACUAAACUGACCCUACAGCAUGCUGGGAUAUACUGGUGCGCUGUGAGCAGAUAUGGGAAAGACAUCUAUACAGAAGUCAGACUGCAAGUAGUCAAAGUCACCACCGUGACCUCAGUGACCUCUACAUCAUCAUUAUCAUCACCAUCAACAUCAUCAUCACUAAUGCCACCUUCAUCAACAGGCUUCACCAACAGGACCUAUGUGUUUAUUGCGUUCACUGUGAUGACUUUUUCUGUGAGUCUGUCUGUGUUGAUGUUGGCACUCAUCAUAAUAUACAGAUGCAAGAGGAUCCAGGGGUCUGCAGAACCACACAGAGAAACAGGGCUGUCUGAGUUGGUGUAUGAGGAUGUUUAUGAGAAUACAGAAGCUGUGCGUGUGAAUGUGAAACUGGCUUCCUGUAAGAAACAAUACUCCUCCCAACCUUAUGAGGAUGUUGAUGAUGAUGACGACGCCCAACAGGAGUCUGUCUAUCAAGACAUCACACCUUAUGACAACAUCUAUCAAAGCCUCAAUAUCACUACCACAGACAGACACUGAAUGUGUGUGUGUGUGUGUGUGUGUGUGUGUGUGUGUGUGUGUGUGUGUGUGUGUGUGUGUGUGUGUGUGUGUGUGUGUGUGUGUGUGUGUGUGUGUGUGUGUGUGUGUGUGUGUGUAAUAGUAGUACGGUAGUGCUAGACGAUGAUGCAGUGGCAUAUGAGUUUCAGAGGGGGAUGCUGUUUUUUUUGUCAAAUAAUAAGAGGAAUGGCUGCUCAACUGAGAAUAAUAUAAGACAGGCUGAUUGGACAUUGAAUGUGUGUGAUCAGUGAGAACUGACAAGUUACCAAGUUGCGCAGGGGCAGACUGGCCACUUGACAUUUCUGGCAAAUGCCCGAUGGCCUGGUCCAUUUUUUGCCUUGUGGCCUGUCAUUAUCUGGCUAAUAAUGGGGUCCUCAAGGAAGAAAAUGGGCCCAGAGGGUUAGAAAUGCCAGCGCCGAUUUCUGGUCCCAGUCUGCCCCUGCACACACACACUUUGAACAAUUACAUGUAUUCUGAAUUAAACUUAUUGAAUGCCAA